UCUUGUGUGAAGAUGGCGGUCCCAGCUCAGAGCAGCCGGACCGGAUCCGUCAGCAGCAGUCUCGGGAACAGUCCGACCGCAACACCGGGCGGCUUGAACAGCAAUCACAAGCUGUGGUGCUGUCACGAGCUGGAUUUCAGGUCCGGAGUGAAGAUCGGAGAGCUCAACCGUCUCAUCCAUGAAUUCAGUAAAGAAGACCAGCGCGAGUAUGAUGACCAGAGGGCACUGGAAAUACACACCGCCAAGGAUUUCAUCUUCUCCAUGCUCGGCAUGGUGCAAAAGCUGGACCAAAAGUUACCUGUUGCAAAUGAGUACCUAUUGUUGUCCGGUGGUGUGCGAGAAGGUGUGGUUGACAUGGAUCUUGAUGAGCUUGGUCUCUACAACCGUGGCUCUGACUAUGACAUGGCCUUCACCCUGUUGGUUCCUGCCCUAAAGCUACACGACCGGAACCAGCCUGUCACACUGGACAUGCGGAACUCAGCGCUGGGUCACUCAUGGCUCAGCUUGCGACUUUUUAAUGAAGGUACCAUCAACCGCUGGCGGGAUUGCUGCACGAUGACUGACCAUCUGAAUGGCACCACCAACUACUUCUUCUCACCCACACUGGUAGCUGACUGGUUCCAAGAAGCAGUUGGAUUGGUCCUGGCAGAGUUGCAGCGCAAGCCCCAAAGGGGCACUCCGAGGUUGGAACGGGUUGAGCAUCACAGCACGCUGCUGUCUAUGGUUUUAGGUGUGGGCAGCAGUCGUAUGCUUUAUGACAUUGUUCCUGUGGUGUCUUUUAAAGGCUGGCCAGCAGUUGCCCAGAGCUGGUUGAUGGAGAACCACUUCUGGGAUGGGAAGAUCACAGAGGAGGAGGUGAUCAGUGGCUUCUAUCUGCUGCCUGCCUGCUCAGCCUCUGGUUGCAAAGAAAACGAGUGGCGUCUCUCCUUUGCCCGCAGCGAAGUCCAGUUAAAAAAAUGCAUCUCACCAGGACUCAUGCAAGCUUACCAGGCAUGCAAGGCGAUUGUCGUCAAGCUGCUGGCCCAGCCUACAGCUGUCAGUCCCUAUUACUUACGGAGCAUCAUGUUGUGGGCCUGUGACCGACUACCUUCCAGCUAUUUGUCACAGGAAGACUAUGCUGCACACUUCCUGCUGGGUCUCAUUGACGAUUUGCAGCACUGCCUGGUCAACAAGACCUGCCCAAACUAUUUCAUCCCACAAUGUAACAUGCUGGAGCAGCUAUGCGAUAAGACAGCCAUGUUUCACGCUCGUAAGCUUGCGCUAGUACGCUCAGAUCCAGCUCAGCACCUGCGCUCCAUCAUUGAGGAGGCCAAGGCUGCCAAUAGACUUACACAGGAGAUGCAACGUUGUGCAAGUUCCUCAGGUCUGCCAUCUCCACUGGCCAAUCCCUCCUCCGCAGAUCACCAACAGCCCGAUGACCGGUUGGCCAAGAAGCUGCAGCAGUUGGUGACAGAGAAUCCAGGCAAGUCCAUCUCUGUGUUCAUCAACCCUGACGAUGUUACACGCCCUCACUUCCGUAUCGAUGACAAGUUUUUCUGAAAAGCAAGGUCUAUUUUCAUUUCUCCUCUGCUGUCCUUAAUGUAUUGAUAACAAUUGAACCUGGGGAUGUGCUAGAUGACACUGUCCCUGAAACUGGAACUGUGUCCAUGUGCUUGCACAGAUCAGUAGUGACUGGAGAGGAUCCUAUGGAAGAACUGAACUGCAGGAGAAACAAAGAUCUAUAAGACUGGCCUUAUCCGGAUGGAGAAUGUCAACCAGCUGUUUGUAUAGCUGUGCAUGCACCUGCAGAGGUUUUAAGUAGGGAUGUGCACGGUUACCAUUUUUACGUUUCGGUUAACUGCAAGGUUUCAUGAACGGUUAAUCUGCUUUGCGUGGGGACGCAGGAAUAAAGGAAUAAUUUGUUGCAAUGGAAUUUUCUCAAACCUCUAUUUCAUCUAUUUCCUCAAAGUAGCAGCAAAUAAACUGCACAGUGAGCUAUGAGCUUAAAUAGCACAAUACAUGGAUCUUCACAUUAAAUUCAAACAAAAAUAAUAAAUCUGUCACUGCCUGUAUAUGCGCUCCGGCUGGGCAGAUUCACAUUUCUGUGAGGCAGUGAAGCUUCUUCGGGAUGCUUUGAUUUUGAAGUGGUUUCAAAUAAAAUGGCAUCGAAUUAUUGUAUGUAUAUGCACACCAGAGUGAAAUAAAAAAAAAUACAAAAAAAUACAAAAAAAAACAGUCUUAUCGUUUAUCAAGUUGAAUCCUACCUGGGAUCAUGUUUAAUGGUGUAACAGUCACAAUAAAGCUGAAUUAUGUAAUUUCUGCGAUACUAGCGCCAAUGAACGGAACUUCAAAUAUAAGCAAGGUUUUCAAAACUGCUUUCCGAAUACGCCCCUCAUCUGCUGUUGUUCGAACCGUCAGAUAGGGUCUAAGCGGGUCGCUCUAAACAAACGCAUUAAUUUUAUAGUGCCACAGAGACAAAGCAUUUACAGUUUUUGAGAAAAUGAACCGCUGAAUGACUUACUUGUAGCUGUCUCUGUAUAUUAAGCUGGGAUAUAAGGAAGUAUUUUAACACUGAAAAUGUUACAUACUUCAGCUUUAAGUCCUCUUUGCAAUGCAGCACAAUGAAUGAAACACAAUACAGGUGUUUUGAGAUGGGUUUAUAAAAAUGGAAGUUAUUUUUAACUUUACUUGGUGUCUAAAAAGGCGGCGAUCCUGCGCUGAAAGAAAAAACAGUGAGAUUCAGCGCAACAGUCAAAGAGUCCGUCCAGCACGUGUUAACAGUAUAUGUAAAACAGC
Molecule: messenger RNA, 2775 nt
Organism: Myxocyprinus asiaticus (Chinese sucker)
Lineage: Eukaryota; Metazoa; Chordata; Actinopteri; Cypriniformes; Catostomidae
Product: nucleotidyltransferase MB21D2-like
Exons: 2
Coding region: 13-1539 (508 amino acids)
Source: RefSeq, a predicted model, not a curated record